AUGUACUGAGCCAGACAUUUUUCCAUUAUCAAAUAGGCACCAGAGCACUUGCCUGGCUUCCUCAUUCUUGUUGCGCACUCUCAUCACCAUGCAACUUGCAAUUAAAGGAAUCAAAAGGCAUUAAUUAUAGAUUAAUAAAGCCAUGUGGACUGCUUCUAAGCAGAACAUAAUUCAGAUACUUCCUAUCGCUAUGACCGCUCCCUCCUCCUCUUUCUUCCCCACACUCUUUCAUCAUGCUCCUCUCUCCUUCCCUUUUUCCUUUCAUAUAAAGCAAAGCUUAAACUAGCUCUUUACAUUGUUCUCUUCCUUCAAAAACAAUGCAAGCUCCAAGAAACUUCAAGCAUGACUUCCUCAAGCAUUUCCUCUUGGGACUCCAUGUAAGUAGAGACUCUUCAGGAGGAAUGAUGAGUCUAAAUGAGAGGGAAAGGGAAAUCAAGCAUUUGGCAGAUGCCGCCAUGGCUUUGGCAAGAGGCGACGGUGCAAACUGGAGCCGAGCACUAAUUGCAGGCUUGGCUAAGAAGGAGAACAAUGAGGCUUUCAUUGGGAAGAAGCACUGUAAAGAGUUUGAAAGCAUAGCUUCUCCACAUGGCUACCAUGGGACUUCAAGUUUUCUUAAGAGAAAAAUGAUCAUGAAGAGGAAGAGCUUUAAUUCGCGGUUGAAGGUAAGGAAGAAAGGUUUCCCUUCGCCAUCAUCGUCGAGAGUUAUCCCAAGUGUUCUAGCCAGAAGGAUUGUGAGGAAGAGGACACAAGUGCUCAAACGCAUUAUACCAGGGGCUGAAAGCCUGGAUGGUAUUUCCUUGCUUAGUGAGACUCUAGAUUAUGUUGUCUAUCUUAGAGCUCAGGCUAACAUAAUGCAGCGACUUACAAGAGUCUUUGGGGUAUAGAAACUUGUUUUAAGUUCAUUAGAGGGUGAAUUUCUACUUAUUAUCAUUAAAUAUUCUGUAAUGUUUUAGUGCUAUGUUUAUGGUAAUAUCUAUGCUUGUUUCAA
Messenger RNA from Dendrobium catenatum, 988 nucleotides. RefSeq names its product transcription factor IBH1-like 1. Gene Ontology annotation, biological process: regulation of DNA-templated transcription. NCBI's taxonomy places the organism in Eukaryota, Viridiplantae, Streptophyta, Magnoliopsida, Asparagales, Orchidaceae. The record is from RefSeq and is a predicted model, not a curated record. Bases 318 to 884 code for a protein of 188 amino acids. The transcript has a single exon.